Molecule: messenger RNA, 21253 nt
Organism: Lymnaea stagnalis (great pond snail)
Lineage: Eukaryota; Metazoa; Mollusca; Gastropoda; Lymnaeidae
Source: the annotation of a GenBank genome assembly
CGACUAAAUGCUUAAACAAUGGACAGUCGACGACCACUUUUUUGAGCUUCUGUUACUUAUAGGUCGCUACAAUCUUGUGAAGACAAUCUUGAAGUCAGCUAAGUGUUAAAUAAAAUAAGUUUUCUACCAACUUCCUGUCAAAAUAAACGCCUUAGGUGUCAUACAAAUUUCAACAAAUUCAUUGGAAUAUUCGAUUUAUUCUUCAAUUUUUUACAUUUACAACAUUUUUUUUAAAAUUAGUGUCAGGAAAUAUCCUAAAUUCUAUGCAGUUUAAAAUAGUAGCCAAUUUCUGGGAUUUUUAAAAUUAAAAAGUGUAUUUGUUUCUUUCUCGGUAUGGUUUCAUUAAGUAUUCACCUCGCCUCCAUUCCUCCGGUUUUGAUCUGGGAAGAGGAUUGUCCGAUUUGUUUAUUGGUUUGAUUCCCCCCCCCCUCCUUUUCGGUUAGAGCAGCUUUAGGAUUAAAAUAACCAUGUUUGGCACUUCGAUAAUUAAUCUUGUUUUGGGGGGCUUGGGGUGUAUCAAGGAACGAUCUUUUAAUUUUGUUGCAUUUAACUGAAUGAUUCGUGCGUUUAACAAUGUUGUCAAGGUUUCAAAUAAAUAUACAAACACUAUACGAUAUUAACAUUGGGAAGGGGAAAAAAUCGUUAAUUUUAUUUCUUUACAACGCUUGAAUUAAAAGUAGAGGGAAAGAAAAUAAUCUCUUUAAAAAAAAACAAAAGUAGAUCUUUCCAAACUGUUCAUAUGGGUGACACAAUGUUUAGACACACAUCAGUUUCCGACACAGUGAGUCAGUUUAUCAUCAUAUCAGUGGGGCGGGGAUAAACUAACACAUUUUAAGACAUACGGGCGCAAACAUAAAGUUUCAUAACCUAAUGUAUUUUGACACAACAUUUAUCACGAAAUUUUUUAUAUUUUUAAAUCAAUUUUGAAAUGCAAAAUUCAAAAGCUAAACCUCAGUUCGUACAUCAUUUAAAAAUAAUCCAAUCAUUAGUUGUUUCAGCUACUACUACUUCUUCUUCUCGUUCAGUGAGUGAAAGUUUGAUCGCUGAGUUGAAAGCGAUGGACUCAUCAUCCAAUCGGUGUCUGGAAUUUUCGCAUUUAAGGAUGAACAUUUUUUGGAGCGAUGUCGCUGGUCCACAAUUAGCGAUCUAGCAUUCCAAUUAGCGAUCUAUCAUUCCAAUUAGCGAUCUAGCAUUCCAAUUAGCGAUCUAUCAUUCCAAUUAGCGAUCUAGCAUUCCAAUUAGCGAUCUAUCAUUCCAAUUAGCGAUCUAGCAUUCCAAUUAGCGAUCUAGCAUUCCAAUUAGCGAUCUAGCAUUCCAAUUAGCGAUCUAGCAUUCCAAUUAGCGAUCUAGCAUUCCAAUUAGCGAUCUAGCAUUCCAAUUAGCGAUCUAGCAUUCCAAUUAGCGAUCUAGCAUUCCAAUUAGCGAUCUAGCAUUCCAAUUAGCGAUCUAGCAUUCCAAUUAGCGAUCUAGCAUUCCAAUUAGCGAUCUAGCAUUCCAAUUAGCGAUCUAGCAUUCCAAUUAGCGAUCUAGCAUUCCAAUUAGCGAUCUAGCAUUCCAAUUAGCGAUCUAGCAUUCCAAUUAGCGAUCUAGCAUUCCAAUUAGCGAUCUAGCAUUCCAAUUAGCGAUCUAGCAUUCCAAUUAGCGAUCUAGCAUUCCAAUUAGCGAUCUAGCAUUCCAAUUAGCGAUCUAGCAUUCCAAUUAGCGAUCUAGCAUUCCAAUUAGCGAUCUAGCAUUCCAAUUAGCGAUCUAGCAUUCCAAUUAGCGAUCUAGCAUUCCAAUUAGCGAUCUAGCAUUCCAAUUAGCGAUCUAGCAUUCCAAUUAGCGAUCUAGCAUUCCAAUUAGCGAUCUAGCAUUCCAAUUAGCGAUCUAGCAUUCCAAUUAGCGAUCUAGCAUUCCAAUUAGCGAUCUAGCAUUCCAAUUAGCGAUCUAGCAUUCCAAUUAGCGAUCUAGCAUUCCAAUUAGCGAUCUAUCAUUCCAAUUAGCGAUCUAGCAUUCCAAUUAGCGAUCUAGUAUUCCAAUUAGCGAUCUAGCAUUCCAAUUAGCGAUCUAUCAUUCCAAUUAGCGAUCUAUCAUUCCAAUUAGCGAUCUAGCAUUUCAAUUAGCGAUCUAUCAUUCCAAUUAGCGAUCUAGCAUUCCAAUUAGCGAUCUAGUAUUCCAAUUAGCGAUCUAGCAUUCCAAUUAGCGAUCUAUCAUUCCAAUUAGCCAUCUAUAAUUCCAAUUAGCGAUCUAGCAUUCCAAUUAGCGAUCUAGCAUUCCAAUUAGCGAUCUAGCAUUCCUAUUAGCGAUCUAUCAUUCCAAUUAGUGAUCUAGCAUUCCAAUUAGCGAUCUAGCAUUCCAAUUAGCGAUCUAGCAUUCCAAUUAGCGAUCUAUCAUUCCAAUUAACGAUCUAGCAUUCCAAUUAGCGAUCUAGUAUUCCAAUUAGCGAUCUAGCAUUCCAAUUAGCGAUCUAUCAUUCCAAUUAGCGAUCUAGCAUUCCAAUUAGCGAUCUAGCAUUUCAAUUAGCGAUCUAUCAUUCCAAUUAGCGAUCUAGCAUUUCAAUUAGCGAUCUAGCAUUCCAAUUAGCGAUCUAUCAUUCCAAUUAGUGAUCUAGCAUUCCAAUUAGCGAUCUAGCAUUCCAAUUAGCGAUCUAGCAUUCCAAUUAGCGAUCUAUCAUUCCAAUUAGCGAUCUAUCAUUCCAAUUAGCGAUCUAGCAUUCCAAUUAGCGAUCUAGCAUUCCAAUUAGCGAUCUAUCAUUCCAAUUAGCGAUCUAGCAUUCCAAUUAGCGAUCUAUCAUUCCAAUUAGCGAUCUAGCAUUCCAAUUAGCGAUCUAGUAUUCCAAUUAGCGAUCUAGCAUUCCAAUUAGCGAUCUAUCAUUCCAAUUAGCGAUCUAGCAUUCCAAUUAGCGAUCUAGUAUUCCAAUUAGCGAUCUAGCAUUCCAAUUAGCGAUCUAUCAUUCCAAUUAGCGAUCUAGCAUUUCAAUUAGCGAUCUAGCAUUUCAAUUAGCGAUCUAUCAUUCCGAUUAGCGAUCUAUCAUUCCGAUUAGCGAGAUAUCAUCCCGAUUUGUGAGCUACUAUCCCAUGUUAGCUCAUACUCAGCUGUUAUUGAACACUUUUCUUCUUUCCCGUUCCGUUUCCUUAUCAUCAUCUUGUGUCCCCAUUGUGAGACACACACGUGAUUUCUCCGGUUACCGGAAAUUUGAUCGAAAGAAAUUUCGUCGACGGUAAACUGAUCGACGGUAAUUUGAUCGAACGCAAAUUUGGUCGAAUCUUUUUUUCCGUUCGCACUUUGAAAUUUUCGUCAAAUUUCUUUUUGAACGCACUAUAUUAUUUAGUAAAACAAAAUAAUUCGUUCAAAAAGAAAUUUGAUGCAAAAUUGUUACGUAAAAAUUGAAAACAAGAUUCGACCAAAUUUCCGUUCGAUCAUAGUACCGUCGACCAAUUUACCGUCAACAAAAUUUCUUUCGAUCAAAUUUCCGGAUACGGAUUUCUCCCGCUGUUAUUUUCCCAUUUGUCCUUAAAUUCUGGUCUUUGUUUAAAUCAAAUAUUCAUGUAUGUCAGUGAGAUACAGAUGCCCUUUUUGUGCUCAAAUGUUGUUUUGAAUUAGAUUGCAAAUCUGAUUUUUGCCAAUUAUAUCAAAUAAAAUUAGGCUAAAAUGAUUUCCCUCAAUUCGUAUCAAUGACAAGCAGACGAGAAGCACCUGAAUUCCUCAGAGCCAACGCAUUUCUGGAUUUAAUUUCAACUUUUUAAAAAAUUUGACCCAAUUUAAAAAAAAAAAAAAUUAGAAAAAUGACAUUGGCUGAAGCGGUCUGAAUUUUCAUAAUUGAACCUCGGCGUCACUUUAUCGCCGCAUCACUUUAUCAACACAUCACUUUAUCAACACAUCACUUUAUCAACACAUCACUUUAUCAACACAUCACUUUAUCAACACAUCACUUUAUCAACACAUCACUUUAUCAACACAUCACUUUAUCGCCACAUCACUUUAUCAACACAUCACUUUAUCAACACAUCACUUUAUCAACACAUCACUUUAUCGCCGCAUCACUUUAUCAACACAUCACUAUAUCAACACAUCACUUUAUCAACACAUCACUUUAUCAACACAUCACUUUAUCAACACAUCGCUUUAUCAACACAUCACUUUAUCAACACAUCACUUUAUCAACACAUCACUUUAUCGCCGCAUCACUUUAUCAACACAUUCUCUUACUUCAUUUCUAUACGUUUUUGUUUUCAAGUCUAAAAGAAUGCGCUGCAGUUGGUAGAGCUUAUUUUUGCGCGACUCACAUCAACACUACAGGCGACACACUUCUGUGUCGCUACACACACUAUUUUGUCGCUACACACACUACUGUCUCGCUACACACACUACUGUGUCGCUACAUCACUACUGUGUCGCUACAGCACUACUGUGUUUCUACACACACUACUUUGUCGCUACACACACUACUGUGUCGCUAUGCACUACUGUGUCUCUACAUCACUACUGUGUCGCUACACACACUAUUUUGUCGCUACACAUCUACUGUGUCGCUACACACAGUUUGGGAAGCACUGGUCUAAAACACUAACCCUCCCCACAUAAAGCACCAUCCAGAAGUAGGUAAUGCUUUGCAUAUGCCAAAAAGGAUUUUCCGUUUGGGGCAAACAAAUCCGUGUCGCUUUUGAAAAGAUAUCUUAAUCUAUGGGUGGCGCUUAAACGUUUAGAUCUAUGUUCAGAGAUAAGUCUAGAUAGUCACAAAGGAUACAUCUUAAGAGAUAUAAGGAACGAGGCUAAAGAGAUGCACAAGUCUGAAGAGAUACAAAUGUCUAAUGAGAUACAAAAGUCUCAAGAGAUACAAAAGUCUGAAGAGAUAAAAUAGUCUAAAGAGAUACAAAAGUCUCAAGAGAUACAAAAGUCUGAAGAGAUAAAAAAAUUCUAAAGAGUUACAAAAGUCUAAAGUGGUACAACAAAUAAGUCUAAAGAGAUUCAAUGCAAGAGAUAAUCUUAAGAGAUACAAGAGAUAACAAAGAAGAUGUGAUUUUCUUUUGUUUACAGAUAUUAUUAGGAGAGAUGUGACGUAGUUAAAAUUAUAGACUUAAACAACUGACUUAAGUGUUACAAAAACAAGAACUGUUGUAGGUGAUUGCGGGCACUGGGACGACGAAACACAAAGACAAUGUUUAAGAUUGAUGAGCCUGAAACAAUCGCUGGUACGUUUGACCUGUACAAGGCACAGGCAGCGGCUCACUUCAGACACGGAGACUACCACCAGUCCAUCGACAGCCUGACCACUGUGAGUAGUAGGUUGGUGGGGUUUUAGACUACUACCAGUCCAUAGCCAGUCUCACUCCUGUGAGUAGUAGGUUGGUGAAAUUAUAGACUACCGCCAGUCAAUCGACAGCCUCACCACUAUGGGUAGUAGGUUGGUGGGGUUUUAGACUACUUCCAUGUCCAUCCUCACCACUGUGACUGGUAGGUUGGUGUUGUUUUGAAGACUACCACCAGCCCAUAUCCUGCCUCACCACCAGUCCAUAUCCAGCCUCACCACUGUGCGUAGAAGAAUGGUGUUGUUUGGUACUAUAUGAAUAUGUUACGAUAGAGUUGGUGAAGGGACAUUCGUAGGCCGAACUUAUAGACACUUAUUGGAAUGAACACGAUGACCCGCCAGAUAGUCAAGUGCAAAAGGAAUCCGUUUUGUGUUAGGGACAAAACACUGACCAUUGUAAAGUUAGCAAGGGGUAAUGAUAUAAGGAAUUAAAAUUCUGCCCAACUAAAUGGCAAAACGUAAAAAAAAAAUAUUGACUGCAUGUAAUAACCUGAGUGUUGACCUAGUUCGAGUCGUGGCAUGCAACCCUGACCUACCCUUUGUUUUGUUAAUGACGUCACCAUUGAACUUGGUGACACGUGCUGCCAAUACAUUUACCCCACCGCCCUUGAUUGAGAAAGUGUUUACGUUUCCAGAAGGGUCUACAUGGAGAGAGAUACUAGAGUUUCUGCUCUGUGGGGCUCUUACUUCCUCAUCAUAAAUACGACGGUAGACUGUGACCGGCAGACAUUUCUUUAACAUGACUUACAGACCUACAGGAGCCCUAAAAGACUUCCUAGAUUUUCACUGUGUGUGUGGAUUAAUAUUUGUACCUUUCUAGUAUUCUUUAGUUCUCUUUCUGUGCCCCCAAACAAGGGAAUUCUUUUCCAUUACACAUCCACAAAAUACCGACCAUCACAGCCUUCAAAACUGCUCUCAAAACACAUCUCUUUAAACCCUACUAUCCUGACUGAUUCCCCCCUCUGACCGAAUAACGAUGCCACUGGAUGUCGUUCAUGGCUUGACAUGUAAAUAGUUUUAAAUAUACAUUUUUUUGUUUUAUUUAAUUAAUAUAUGUUUUUUAAUUAAUUUUUAUUUUUUUUUUAUUAUGUUUGUUAAAUUGUAUGUACAGCGUGGUGAGCUUAGCCCUAGACUGGGGUACCACGCUAAAAAAAAACACUUAUAAUAAUAAUAAUAAUUUUUUUUUUCGCAUCCUGUUGUGUAAUUUUAAUAUAAUUUUUAUUUUUGUACAUUUUAUUUGGCUGGCUAUGCUAUUAUACCACCUCUUAGCGUGGCGUGCUAUGCUAUUAAUCACUGCCUCUUAGCAUAGCAUGCUAUGCUAUUUAGCACCACCUCUUAGCGUGGCGUGCUAUGCUAUUUAGCACCACCUCUUAGCGUGGCGUGCUAUGCUAUUUAGCACCACCUCUUAGCGUGGCGUGCUAUGCUAUUUAGCACCACAUCUUAGCAUGGCGUGCUAUGCUAUUUAGCACCACAUCUCAGCGUGGCGUGCUAUGCUUUGCUAAAACCCAAUUCCUAGUCACGAGUCAAACCGCAAUAGUUGGAAAAAAAAUUUCUGAACAAUGAUAUCUGAAACAUGAUAUCUGGUAUAGGAUAUCUGAAAUAUUGUAUCUGAAAUAUGUUAUCUGAAAAAGAGGAUAUAUGAAAUAUGACGUCUGAAACUUGAUAUCGGAGAUUUGAUAUCGUAAUAAAACUAUGAUACCUGAAAUAUGAUAUCUUAAAUAUAAACAAUGUGACGAGGGAACAGUCGGAAAAUGACCUGCCGGUGCUUAGUAAAUUUCGUCCUGUGGAGGUUAAAGUUUCCAUGGUGAUGGUACAACUAAAGGACAUUGUGCAGGCUUUGUGUAUCGACUCAUAAUUUCGGUAAAAGCACAUGGUUUUUGGUCACAUUAUAGUUUGUAGAUUAUUGACGCUAUUUAAAAACCUUUUACUUAAGAGGCACAAACCUACAAACUGUGGCACAAGCCUACAACCUGGCGGCACAUCCCAGCAAAAACGGAUGUUCUUUCUAAAUGUAGUUCCAUAUUUUAAUGGGCUCCUCCACUUUCAUCUAUCAGGCACUUCAGCUGAAACCCGAUGACCGCAUGUGUUUGGUGAACCGCUCAAAAUGCCACCUGAUGCUGGGGAACACGAGCAAAGCCUUGCAAGAUGCAGAGGCGUCACUUGCAGAGAACAAAAACUACCAUAGGGUAAGUCGAGUUUAAAUACAAGAUGGCGGCGAUGGGAAGGUUUUGAAGCUAGUACUUGGUUAGUGGAGCUAGUAUUUGGCUAAUGGAGCUAGUACUUGGCCAAUGGAGCUAGUACUUGGCCAAUGGAGCUAGUUCUUUGCCUAUGGAGCUAUUACUUGGCCUAUGGAGCUUACUUGGCCAAUGGAGCUAGUACUUGGCCAAUGGAGCUUACUUGGCCAAUGGAACUAGUACUUGGGCAAUGGAGCUAGAACUUGGCCAAUGGAGCUUACUUGGCCAAUCGAGCUAGUACUUUGCCAAUGGAGCUAGUACUUGGCUAAUGGUUUGGGGGAUACUGAUUUGGUUAGAUUUGUCAAGAAAUUAAGGAUUAGAUGCAAUGAAUAUAUAUACUCUGGUGUUCCCAUCACAAUGCAGAUCUCAUUAAUGUAAAUAUCUCUAAACAUGUUCACAGUUUUUGACGAUUGUAUAUAUUGAUGUUCAUUAGGGCCUAACUUCUUUAAUUGGCUGUGUCUGUUUCAGGCGAUGUUUCAUAGGGCCUAACUUCUUUAAUUGGCUGUGUCUGUUUCAGGCGAUGUUUCAUAGGGCCUAACUUCUUUAAUUUGCUGUAUCUGUUUCAGGGCAUGUUUCAUAGGGCCUAACUUCUUUAAUUGGCUGUGUCUGUUUCAGGGCAUGUUUCAUAGGGCCUAACUUCUUCAAUUGGCUGUAUCUGUUUCAGGGCAUGUUUCAUAGGGCCUAACUUCUUUAAUUGGCUGUUUCUGUUUCAGGCGAUGUUUCAUAGGGCCUAACUUCUUUAAUUGGCUGUAUCUGUUUCAGGCAAUGUUUCAUAGGGCCUAACUUCUUUAAUUGGCUGUAUCUGUUUCAGGGCAUGUUCCAUAGGGCCUAACUUCUUUAAUUGGCUGUUUCUGUUUCAGGCGAUGUUUCAUAGGGCCUAACUUCUUUAAUUGGCUGUAUCUGUUUCAGGGCAUGUUCCAUAGGGCCUAAGUUCUUUACUUGACCGUCUCUGUUUCAGGGCAUGUUCCAAAAAGCUGAGGUCCUGUACAACGCCGGGGACUUUGAGUUUGCCUUAGUUUACUAUCACCGUGGUAACCGACUCCGACCAGAGCUGUUAGAGUUCCGCCUAGGGAUACAGAAAGCACAAGAAGCCAUCAUAAACUGCGUUGGGAGUGAGUAUAUCCUAUCAAUGUAGCGUGUGUCCACUAAGUUGUGAUUGAGUACGUCCUAUCAAUGUAGCGUGUGUCCACUAAGUUGUUAUUAAGUACGUCCUAUCAAUGUAGCGUGUGUGCACUAAGUUGUUAUUAAGUACGUCCUAUCAAUGUAGCGUGUGUCCACUAAGUUGUUAUUAAGUACGUCCUAUCAAUGUAGCGUGUGUCCACUAAGUUGUUAUUAAGUACGUCCUUUCAAUGUAGCGUGUGUCCAAUAAGUUGUUAUUAAGUACGUCCUAUCAAUAUAGUGUGUGCCCACUAAGUUGUUAUUAAGUACGUCCUAUCAAUGUAACGUGUGUCCCCUAAGUUGUGAUUGAGUACGUCCUAUGCAUGUAGCAUGUGUCCACUAAGUUGUGAUUGAGUACGUCCUAUCAAUAUAGCGUGUGUCCACUAAGUUAUGAUUGAGUACGUCCUAUCAAUAUAGUGUGUGCCCAGUAAGUUGUGAUUGAGUACGUCCUAUCAAUGUAGCGUGUGUCCACUAAGUUGUGAUUGAGUACGUCCUACCAAUAUAGCGUGUGUCCACUAAGUAGUGAUUGAGUACGUCCUAUCAAUAUAGUGUGUGUCCACUAAGUUGUGAUUGAGUACGUCCUAUCAAAGUAGCGUGUGUUCACUAAGUUGUGAUUGAGUACGUCCUAUCAAUGUAGCGUGUGUCCACUAAGUUGUGAUUAAGUACGUCCUAUCAAUAUAGUGUGUGCCAAGUAAGUUUUGAUUGAGCACGUCCUAUCAAUGUAGCGUGUGUCCGCUAAGUUGUGAUUGAGUACGUCCUAUCAAUAUAGUGUGUGCCCACUAAGUGGUGAUUGAGUACGUCCUACCAAUAUAGUGCGUGCCUACUAAGUGGUGAUUGAGUGCAUCCUAUCAAUAUAGUGUGUGUCCACUAAGUGGUGAUUGAGUACGUCCUAUCAAUAUAGUGUGUGUCCACUAAGUUGUGAUUGAGUACGUCCUAUCAAUGUAGUGUGUGCCCACUAAGUUGUGAUUGAGUACGUCCUAUCAAUAUAGUGUGUGUCCACUAAGAUGUGAUUGAGUACGUCCUAUCAAUAUAGUGUGUGUCCACUAAAUUGUGAUUGAGUACGUCCUAUCAAUGUAGCUUGUGUCCACUAAGUUGUGAUUGAGUACGUCCUAUCAAUAUAGUGUGUGCCCAGUAAGUUGUGAUUGAGUACGUCCUAUCAAAAAAGUGUGCCCAGUAAGUUGUGAUUGAGUACGUCCUAUCAAUAUAGCGUGUGCCCAGUAAGUUAUGAUUGAGUACGUCCUAUCAAUAUAGUGUGUGUCCACUAAGUUGUGAUUGAGUACGUCCUAUCAAUAUAGCGUGUGUAAACUAAGUUGUGAUUGAGUACGUCCUAUCAAUGUCGCGUGUGUCCACUAAGUUGUGAUUGAGUUCGUCCUAUCAAUAUAGCGUGUGCCCAGUAAGUUGUGAUUGAGUACGUCCUAUCAAUUUAGCAUUCUUCCACGAAGUUGUGAUUGAGUACGUCCAAUCAAUGUAGCAUGUGUCCACUAAGUUGUGAUUGAGUACGUCCUAUCAAUGUACCAUGUGUCCACUAAGUUGUGAUUGAGUACGUCCUAUAAAUGUAGCAUGUGUCCACUAAGUUGUGAUUGAGUACGUCCUAUCAAUAUAGUGUGUGCCCAGUAAGUUGUGAUUGAGUACGUCCUAUCAAUGUAGCGUGUGUUCACUAAGUUGUGAUUGAGUACGUCCUAUCAAUAUAGUGUGUGCCCAGUAAGUUGUGAUUGAGUACGUCCUAUCAAUGUAGCAUGUGUCCACUAAGUUGUGAUUGAGUACGUCCUAUCAAUAUAGCGUGUGCCCACUAAGUUGUGAUUGAGUACGUCCUAUCAAUAUAGUGUGUGCCCAGUAAGUUGUGAUUGAGUACGUCCUAUCAAUAUAGUGUGUGCCCAGUAAGUUGUGAUUGAGUACGUCCUAUCAAUAUAGUGUGUGCAUACUAAGUUGUGAUUGAGUACGUCCUAUCAAUAUAGCGUGUGCCCACUAAGUUGUGAUUGAGUACGUCCUAUCAAUAUAGUGUGUGAACACUAAGUUGUGAUUGAGUACGUCCUAUCAAUUUAGCAUGUGUCCACUAAGUUGUGAUUUAGGACGUCCUAUCAAUAAUGUGUGUGCACACUAAGUUGUGAUUGAACACGUCCUAUCAAUGUAGCGCGUGUCCACUAAGUUGUGAUUGAGUACGUCCUAUCAAUAGAGUGUGUGCCCACUAAGUUGUGAUUGAGUACGUCCUUCAAUUUAGUGUGUGCCCACUAAGUUGUGAUUGAGUACGUCCUAUCAAUAUAGUGUGUGCCCAGUAAGUUGUGAUUGAGUACGUCCUAUCAAUAUAGUGUGUGCCCAGUAAGUUGUGAUUGAGUACGUCCUAUCAAUAUAGUGUGUGCAUACUAAGUUGUGAUUGAGUACGUCCUAUCAAUAUAGCGUGUGCCCACUAAGUUGUGAUUGAGUACGUCCUAUCAAUAUAGCGUGUGUAAGUUGUGAUUGAGUACGUCCUAUCAAUAUAGUGUGUGCAUACUAAGUUGUGAUUGAGUACGUCCUAUCAAUAUAGCGUGUGCCCACUAAGUUGUGAUUGAGUACGUCCUAUCAAUAUAGCGUGUGUCCACUAAGUUAUGAUUGAGUACGUCCUAUCAAUAUAGUGUGUGCCCAGUAAGUUGUGAUUGAGUACGUCCUAUAAAUGUAGCCUGUGUCCACUAAGUUUUGAUUGAGUACGUCCUAUCAAUAUAGUGUGUGCCCACUAAGUUGUGAUUGAGUAUGUCCUAUCAAUAUAGUGUGUGCCCACUAAGUUGUAAUUGAGUACGUCCUAUCAAUAUAGUGUGUGCCCAGUAAGUUGUGAUUGAGAACGUCCUAUCAAUGUAGCGUGUGUCCACUAAGUUGUGAUUGAGUAUGUCCUAUCAAUAUAGCGUGUGUCCACUAAGUUGUGAUUGAGUACGUCCUAUCAAUAUAGCGUGUGCCCACUAAGUUGUGAUUGAGUACGUCCUAUCAAUAUAGUGAGUGCCCACUAAGUUGUGAUUGAGUACGUCCUAUCAAUAUAGCGUGUGCCCACUAAGUUGUGAUUGAGUACGUCCUAUCAAUAUAGUGUGUGCAUACUAAGUUGUGAUUGAGUACGUCCUAUCAAUAUAGCGUGUGCCCACUAAGUUGUGAUUGAGUACGUCCUAUCAAUAUAGCGUGUGCCCACUAAGUUGUGAUUGAGUACGUCCUAUCAAUAUAGUGUGUGCCCACUAAGUUGUGAUUGAGUACGUCCUAUCAAUAUAGUGUGUGCCCACUAAGUUGUGAUUGAGUACGUCCUAUCAAUAUAGCGUUUGCUCAAUAAGCCAAGCAUUAAAAAGUUAACUUUUAUUCACCUAGUUUUUAAAUUUUCCUUAAAGAUGUUUUGUUGCCUUAUGAUUUAUUUGUUACUUAAACUUUUAGCUCAAACUGGGCCUCUAACGAGUUCAAACCAGUGUAGUAAUACGGAUUAAAAUAACAUGUAAAAACAUUUUAGUAAUUAGAAAAUUCAAUGAAACUUGGUUUUUUGUUCUUUAAGGUCGUCAGAGUCAUUGACAUAGAACACACUUUAAAACUUGAUCAAAGAAUCAAAAUCAAUUUUCUAUAAAAGCAUGCUUUCUAUUCUCACUGACAUUGUAGUAGCUUUUCAAUGUUUGUAAAGUAGAGUACUACCGUUACGUUUAAUAAUAAAAAAAAAUUAAUAUUGUAACAUGUAAGUAAUUGAAAAAAUUUAUAUUGUAACAUGUAAGUCAUAGAAACAAUUUAAUAUUGUAACAUGUUAGUAGUAGAAACAAUUUAAUAUUGUAACACGUAAGUAAUAGAGACAAUUUAAUAUUGUAACAUGUAAGUAAUAGAGACAAUAUAAUAUUGUAACAUGUAAGUAAUAGAGGCAAUUUAAUAUUGUAACAUGUAAGUAAUAGAAAAAAAUUAAUUUUAUAGCAUGCAAGUCAUAGAAACAAUUUAAUAUUGUAACAUGUAAGUAAUAGAGACAAAAAUAAUAAUGUAACGUGUAAGUAACAGAUAAACACAUGUUGGUGCCCUCAUCCGUUCCUCAGCCCCUGACCGGGUCAAGCUCAACACGACUGGAGAUCUCUCGUUUUUCACCGCACAAGAUGAGGUAAGCUUUUGGGAUCGAGUGGUUUGGCAGCACGACCUGAUCAUAUUGAAAAGGGGAGCUUAUUAUCAUGUUAAAUCUGGCUUUAAAAUAAAGAGACGGUGUCUUAUUAAUUGGUGUUUCAUUUACUGAAUUGAAUAUAAAUUCAGUUUGACGGAAAUAAUAAAUUAUUUUGAUGUUAAAAAAUACAUUACGUACCUAAUUAUGCAAUUAAAUCCUUAUUUCAAUAAAAGUCUGAUUUUAUUGUAUUUAUGGAAACCGAAAGACACAAAUAUUUGUUUCUUGCAAAGGACCUACAGUCUUUGUUAUAACUGUGGGACUCUCAGCUGCCCUGCUAAUGAGUUCAUACGCUCUAUUUUUGUCUACACUUUUUAAAAGAAGCACCAUAUUAUAGUGGAACAUAGAAGAAAGCCCUUGACACCCUGCUUGUUUCAUGUUUCUUGAUAGUUUUGAUUAAAAAAUAGGAGACUUACUCUCCGUGUGUAUUACACAGCUGCUCAUGUCAAUGUGUUUCUCUUUUUGUCGCCGCUCAGAAAAGGAAGAGGAAAGGUUUUAGUUCGUCCUGUGGGAAGAGGCCUCAGGUCAUCGCUAAGAAGAAAAAAGAGAAGUCAGGCAACGAGACAACCAUUCGACAGAUGUUGGGAGAGCUGUACGGGGACAGGCAGUAUCUGGAGAAGUUACUUAAAGAAACAGGUAAAAAAAAAGGCAGUAUCUGGAGAAGUUACUUAAAGAAACAGGUAAAAAGGCAGUAUCUGGAGAAGUUACUUAAAGAAACAGGUACAAAAGGCAGUAUCUGGGGAAGUUACUUAAAGAAACAGGUAAGUAAGAAAACACCUGGAGAAAAUAAUUUAAGAAACAGAAACAUGAAGUCUAUUUAUGGAGAAAUGACUGAUAGAAAAGAAUCACUUUGGUCAUUGCCAUAGAGGAUUUUGACAUGUUAGACUUGAGACAGAGACGCCCACGGGCCAGACACAAUUCACACAGCUACUUUGUGUUGUCUGUUAUAAGAAUGAUACCCGAUCCUCUUACACGUUAACAGGGCGAAAAUUGCCGGUUUUAUUUGACACUAACCAAAAUGGAUCACGGUCAGUAGAGUUAUCUUAUACGGAACGAAUUGUUAAAUCCGACCUUUGAACUCUAAUCAUAAUUUUUUUAACAAGUUUUGUUUCGUAUAAGACGAGUCUAGCAUACCGUGACUUUUUAAAGUGAUCAUCUGUUAAAUGAGGUUUUAAAUUUUAAUUUUGAAACCGAAAGUUGCUGUUAGGAUUUCAUUGUGUAGGUUAGACUUGUUGGUUCUCUUGAGGUGUGGCGUUUGGUGUGAGUGUUUUGAAAUAUCGAUGUCGUAUACACGUGCCAACUAUGUCAAAUCUCAUGCAGCACACGUACUUGAAAUGAAAAUCAUACAUGAUAAGCCUACCAAAAAAGUCACCUUGAAUAUAUCAUUAUCAUACAUAUUAAACUUGUGUCAUCUCUCUCUCUCCCCCCCCCUUAACCCCUGUACCAGACAAUAACAGUAUGACAGGUAAGAGGAUUAUCCGACAGGUGCAGGAGGGCCUGUCAUACUUGGACACCAGGACAGAGUUUUGGCAACAGGUGAGCAGCUGAAAGUCAGCUACAAGUUAAUUAUAUCUCCAAAAAAAGAGACCGUAGCAGUGGGAGGAUAUACAAGGAAUGCAUACGAGAUAACAGUGGUUUAAAAUAUGUGUACCACGAGCUGAACUCUUCAUUUUCAAUAUAGACAGACCCACACGCCAAGUUAAAGAGAUAGAUUGUGCUCAGAAAUUGAAAUAACAAUCGAUUAAAUUCCGGUUACAAAAUAUAAUUGCCUAAAUGAGUUCAGUUCAUCUUGUUCUCUAUUUAUUUUGAGACAGCCUCAAAUGUGUUCAGUUCGGGAAUCUGACCGAGGUGUAAACUCCUUGAUAAUAACAAUCGCCAUCUUUACUAUUACCUCUAACUAUGACAUAUUUCUUUUACUUCUCCUCCCUUCUGUUAAGCAGGGUAGGACAAUAUUGAUAUUUUACCAUUAAUCUCAAGCCAGGACUCCAGCGUGCAGCGUUAUUUCAAAUUAAGAUGACCGCUAAUGUUUGGAACCAUUAAAAAGAUUUUUGUUGAUGUGUUCGUUAUCCAUCUAUGUAGAGUCUGAUAGAUUCGUUUAAAGGUUAUGGCCAUUUUUGUGCAACUGCCUCUAAUGUAUGAGCGUUACAGCACACUGAUUCCACAGGUAAAACCCAUGUAUGCCAGGAAGUAUGAGGCCCGACUGGCUUUGAACAGGGGUCGCUCUAUGAAGACGUCACCGUAUGAUUACAUUAUAGCGGAGCUGGAAAAAAUAGACAAAAGUAAGUGGUAAUGUAGCUCUUGCUUGAAGUGAAGGUGACUUGUAUGUGUUUCUUGUUUUUGUGUAUGUGUGUGUGUGUGUGUGUGUGUGUUGGGAGGGGGGUGACUGCACAUCCUUUUCCAAGGUACUUCUUAAUUUUUCCAAGGUACUUCUUACUUUUCCAUGUACUUCUUACUUUUUCAGGGCAUUUCUUAUUUUUCCAGGGUACUUCUUACUUUUCCAGGGUACUUCUUACUUUUCCAGGGUACUUCUUACUUUUCUAGGGUAAUUCUUACUUUUCCAGGGUACUUCUUACUUUACCCCGUCGAAAAUUAAUAUUGACAAUCUUUAAAUAUUUUUUUAAACGGGAGAGGGUCAUUCAUUUUGGUAUCAGUGAUGUCAUUAUUUGUAUAUUUUGGUGUCAGUGAUGACAUUAUUUGUAUAUUAUUUUGGUGUCAGUGAUGACAUUAUUGGUAUAUUAUUUUGGUGUCAGUGAUGUCAUUAUUUGUAUAUUAUUUUGGUGUCAGUGAUGACAUUAUUGGUAUAUUAUUUUGGUGUCAGUUAUGACAUUAUUGGUAUAUUAUUUUGGUGUCAGUGAUGACAUUAUUGGUAUAUUAUUUUGGUGUCAGUGAUGACAUUAUUGGUAUAUUAUUUUGGUGUCAGUGAUGUCGUUAUGCGUAUAUCGUUUUGUGCAAGGGAUGACAUUAUUUGCAAAUGUUUUGUGUCAGUGAUGACCGAUCAGAACUACGAUGCUGCCCUCAAGAAAACGCAACGGGUGAUGGCCACCCUGGACUCCAUGACGGAGAUACAGCUGCCCAACAAGAUGACCUUCAAGGCUCAUCUCCACAGCCUCAUGGGCAACGCUUACCUGGAGCAGAGCGACUACGCGAAUGCGGCCGUCCAGCACCAGUUAGACUUGACUUUAGGAGAGGAACAGUGAGCAGCUCUUAGAAUUAGUCUGGUCAUUAUACUUAUUCUAGUCAUUAUACUUAGUCAAGUCACUUUACUUAGUCUAGUGUCAUUAUACUUAGUCUAGUCAUUUUACUUAGUCUAGUCAUUUUACUUAGUCUAGUCAUUAUACUUAGUCUAGUCAUUUUACUUAGUCUAGUCAUUAUACUUAGUCGAGUCAUUAUACUUAGUCUAGUCAUUAUACUAAGUCUAGCCAUUAUACUUAGUCUAGCCAUUUGCUUCGUUGAACCCAUUGACCAGUGAUGUCCAAACCGUAUGUCUCGACACACGUGUGUGUCCCCUGCAGGGUGUAGGAGUGUCGCGCGAAAAUAAGCCACACACACACAAACACACACAAACACACACAAAUGCAACACACAUACAAACACACACGAAUGCAACACACAUACAAACACACACAAAGACACACACAUAAACACACAAUUCCACACACAAACACACAUACACACAACCACAGCCACAAAAUCACACACACAAAAAAAGCACUUAACAAACACAAACAUUAAUUAUUGACAUUUAAGUAUUAUGUAAUGAACACAUUAUAUUGCGAAUGAUGAAUUCAAUAAGAAUAAUUUGACGGCACAUUGUGUUAAGAUGAAAACAUGUCUCGUCACAGUGUCAUAGAAGACGCCGAGUGUCGGGCCCUGGAUAACUUAGGCCGUGUGUACGCCAGGAGUGGGAAGUUCCAGAAAGCCAUUGACGUGUAAGUUGGGUUGGUUCAACAGACUUUCAAGGGAUGUAAAUGGAAGACUAUGAGGAUUUGGAGGGUGUGGUUGAUUAUGUGACCACUUGUGUGAGAUGGGUGGCCAGUUGUGUGAGAGGGAUGGCCAGUUGUGGGAGAUGGGUUUCCAGUUGUGUGAGAUGGAUAGCAAUUUGUGUAAGAUGGAUGGCCAGUUGUGUGAGAUGGGUAGCAAUUUGUGUGAGAUGGGUAGCCAGUUGCGUGAGAUGGGUAGCAAUUUUGUGUAAGAUGGGUAGCCAGUUGCGUGUGAUGGGUAGCAAUUUGUGUAAGAUGGGUAGCCAGUUGCGUGAGAUGGGUAGCAAUUUGUGUGGGAUGACUGGCCAUUUUUAUGAGAUGGGUGACCAUUUGUGAGAGAUGGGUAGCAAGUUGUGUUAGAUUUGGUGACCAGUUGUGUGAGAUUGGGUGGCCAGUUUUGUGAGAUUGGGUAGCCAGUUGUGUGAGAUAGGGUAGCAAUUUGUGUGAUAUGGGUGGCCAGUUGCGUGAGAUGGGUAGCAAUUUGUGUAAUAUGGAUGGCCAGUUGUGUGAGUUGGGUAGCAAUUUGUGUGAGAUGAGUAGCCAGUUGUGUGAGAUGGGUAGCAAUUUGUGUGAGAUGGGUGGCCAGUUGCGUGAGGUGGGUAGCAAUUUGUGUAAGAUGGGUAGCCAGUUGCGUGAGAUGAGUAGCAAUUUGUGUAAGAUGGGUGGCCAUUUUUGUGAGAUGGGUAGCAAUUUGUGUGGGCUGACUGGCCAGUUGUAAGAGAUGGGUGGCCAUUUGUGGAAGAUGGGUGGCAAGUUGUGUUAGAUUUGGUGAUCAUUUAUAUGAGAUUGGGUGAGCAGUUUUGUGAGAUUGGGUAGCCAGUUGUGUGAGAUGGGAUGGCCAGUUGUGUGAGAUGGGUGACCAGUUGUGGAGAUGGGGUAGCCAGUUGUGUGAGAUGGGUGACCAGUUGUGUAAGAUGGGUAGCCAGUUGUGUGAGAUGGGUGGCCAGUUGUGUAAGAUGGGUAGCCAGUUGUGUGAGAUGGGUGGCCAGUUGUGUGAGAUUGGGUGUUACGUGGCUUCUCAAACAAACCCAAUAAAUGUGUAUACUUGAUAUCGGUACUUUGGUUUCUAUCUGUUUUGUUUUAAUUCAUUAUCCCUUUUUUUAUGAUAUUUAUUUUGUAAUUUUGUCUGAGAGAUUUUCUCUUCACAAAUGUAUGUAAAUUAAAAUAAGUUAAGGGGGUUUUCCCCCAUUAAAUCAUAUUGUUAAAAUUUUACGGCAAUGACAGAUGGGAGAGAAAGCUCCCACGAAGUAAGGGCAUCCUGGAGACGACCUGGUUGUGUCACGAACUGGGAAGAUGUUACCUUGAACUUGGCGAGGCCAAAAGCGCCAAGGAAUACGGAGAGCGGGCCCUGGCCGCAGCGGAGGAGGCGGGAGACGAUAGGUGGCAGCUCCACGCACUGGUGCUGAUAUCACAGGCCGAGGGUAUGUAAUGACCGUAUACUUUAGAAACAGGGGAAAUAUUAGAGAGUAGGAUGACUUUAAGAAGCCAUAACAAGCAGACACACACACACACAUACAAGUUGAUAGAUCCUUGUUAGAAUUUCUGCUGGUUAAUAUGUAUUUGGACCAGACAUUUCCUUUUCCGAGCGCAACAUAGCUGGUAGAAGAGUGGGGCAAUGUUGCUUUAAAGAAGAGUGGGCAGUUAUUAAAAUGGACCGAUCCGGUUUUACAAUAAAACACAUAUUUUGAACCUCAUUUCAUUCCGUCUCCUCUCUUGCCACAAAACAGUGAAAGCCAAACGACUCGCCUCGUCCCUCAUCAGUUUUGAACGGGCUUUUGAGAUGGCAGGAUUGCUGAGUAAGUCGUUAAAUUUACUUUGACUGUACACUUAUUUGUGCUUCAUUGUUAGUGAACGCUGUACAAAAACGUGUCUCUUGGAUUGACCCAACAAUAACAAUUCAUAUCAUCAGUACGUAUUUAAAGGAAUUGCGAAGCAUUUAAUUAUAGUUUUGUUUGUUCUCUUAAGGACUAUGAUAAAAAGCAGCAUCAACUUAUUAAAAUGUGAACUUUUUCCUUUCUAGCUUAUGUAAUCAAACUACUUUUCUUGAAAGGUGUCCAAUUUAAGUAACAUCUUAUUGUGCUGAAAAUGUAGUGAAGUUAUGCUUGAAUACAACGUAUUCGUUGGUGCAUUUUAAGGGUACAUUAUUCGUCACCAUAACCCUCCUUAAAACGUGAAAUGACUAACAUUCUCAACCCACAUUCUCAACCCAAAUUUACAACCCACAUACUCAACCCACAUUCUCAACCCAUAUUAUCAACUCACAUUCUCAACCCACAUUCUCAACCCACAUUUACAACCCACAUACUCAACCCACAUUCUCAACCCACAUUCUCAACCCAAAUACUCAAACCACAUUCUCAACCCUCAUUCUCAACCCACAUAAUCAAGCCACAUUCUCAACCCACAUUCUCAACCCAAAUACUCAACCCACAUUCUCAACCCUCAUUCUCAACCCACAUAAUCAACCCACAUUCUCAACCCAAAUACUCAACCCACAUUCUUAAGCCCACAUUCUCCACUCACAUCUUUGAAACUAGUGGACGAGGAGGCCCAGGUCGCUAUUAAGAGAGCUAUUGAUGAGGUCAACAUAAAAAUAACAGAGAGAGAGAUAGACGGAGGGGAGGAAAGGGAAGGUCACCGGAUAUCCCAGGAUCCUCAAACGGUAAGAUGUGGUUCCCCUACUCUUAUUGUUGGUAAUUCACAAAUUCAAUUGCUACAAACAGUGUAUAACAUCAAAAUAAUUAGAACUAGCAGUAGUACCCUCACGGGGGUGGGGGGGGGGGGUGUUAAGUUAGCAACAUAAGAACCUUUGCGAACAUUCUAGAAAAUUCGACAUCCAGUGCGACCUCCUUUUUGUAAGAGCAGAAACAUUGUCUGAAGAGGUAUUUGGUGGCGUAUGUCCCCGUACAGGUCGGCGUCGUGGUGCAUUUUGUUUCGGUUAAUAUCUAGCGGAAGACAAGCAACACGUGCCAUCUCAGUGAACCCUUUCACAUCCCAAACACUAUCCUUGGACCACCCAUAUCUCGAGGUCCGAGGCAUUUCCUAUGGCCCGAAAUACGUUUCUUCCACCCUACGCAAUCUCUGGAAGGCAUCUAAGAAAAACCAUUUCACAACAUCCUUACCGACAUCUCACCACAUAUGACAAACAACAACGCAAUAGAACAAUAAACAUUCCCCCCCCCCACCCACACACACCUUUUCCCCCACAAAAAACUAAUUAAUUGAAAACGCUGGCCCCAUUAAGAUUAGAUAAGAUAAGAUUCUUUUACUGAUCCAAAUACAUUACAUAAGUAUGUUAGUAACCCCAAAUUUCAUACAAUGUUUUAGUGAAUCUACACUUACACUUUACAUACAGUAGAUUAAUGGCACAUAAAAGAGUUAAAGAUGGCUCCAAACUUGAGAGACCAGAACAACAUACCUUAAAGGCCACUAUAUCAACUAACUAGAAAUCGUGACCUAUGACCUGUUAUAUCUAACUUAUGACAUUUAAAUAGCGUGAUUAAGUUUGCUUCAAACUAGUAAACUGGCAUAAUUUUAAUUGUCCUACAAACUUGUGCUUAACUUUUUCCCGUGUUGUAUAACAUCGUAGGAAGCAUCGAAUGGGCCGACACAAGAUAUGCCCCCGGGUUCAUCAGCCCAACAUUCUAGUGGUGAGACGAAGAUGGAUGACUCGUCUGCUGCAGCAGCUGCUCCUGGUCAGGAAACAGAUCAGUCCACAAUGGCCGAGGAACUGCCCACAGAGAAUUGUAAGCUGUUAAACUGCACCUGCAACGGCACACAACGGCCCCACGCAUAGCAUCAAUCUACACCUGUAACUACUUACAACGUCCCCACACAUGGCAUCAGUCUACACCUGUAUCUGCCUACAACGUCCCCAAUCAUAAAAUCAAUCUACAUUUGUUUUUGCUUACAACGUCCCCCACGCAUGACAUUAAUCUACACCUGUAACUGAAACUACUUACAACGUCCCCACGCAUGACAUCAAUCUACACCUGUAACUUCAAACAACGUUCCCACGCAUGACAUCAAUCACCUACACUUUGACGCCGCAGAGUUACAAGUCCCACCCCUCUCUAACACACCCCAUUCUCGCACGUACACACCCCGCCAUCCACCUCUCAACCAUAUCUCCAUAAAUCCCAACAUAGACUCGCAGAUUACGUUUUAAACAUACACAUAUAUCCUACACGAACACAUCAAAACGUGCACAUUAAAGUACUGCUCACACCCUUUACACAACACACUCCAUCACAGAAUUAACAACAACAAAAAAUCUAUGCAUAACACAAUGAUGUUAUUUUUUUUCCAUCUAUCUUUCUCAGAAACCCAAGGCGCUUAAUCAAAGAGACAAUGUAGUCAAAUGCUGAAUACCAUUAGAUCAAACCUCUGCAUUAUAAUUAUGCUUUGUGCAAAUAAAUCCUAUGAGACUGCCGCCUGUCUGAAAUAAAAGGAAAUAGCCUAGAUA